GCCACGUCACGUCACGUCGGAACUAACAAGCCCUGGCAACUUCUUCGGCGAGUCCCCGAAGCGACCGAAGAACCCCCCCCCCCCAAAAAAAGGGGUAAAAUGGCCAGUUAAAAAGACACCGGGGGGACUUUUGGGAUACCGGACUAAGACUCGGACGUCUAACGGCCGCCGGCGAUCCGGAUCCGGACGUUAAGGCGGAAGAGAGAGAGAGGAAAAGAGGCAACAGGAGGGGUCGAGCUGCGCGGACAUGGCGGACAGAUAAGGCGAAGCGAAACCGAAGAGGAGAGGCGGCUGCUGGGUUCUUUUAAAGUUCAUUUUAAUGUAAGCCCCCUCCCCCCCCCCCCCAAGGACUGUACAGACCCCCCCGCACCCCGCAGCCUGCAGCCUGCAUGGCGUCCACUCACGCCCGGCUCGGCCAGCAGGCCUUAGCCGUGCUCGAUGUGGCCCUGCGAGUCCCCUGCGUCUUUAUUAUCGACGCCAUUUUCAACUCGUACUACGACCCGGGUUCGGGAUGGGCCGGGACGACGGGCAAGGUGUUGGUCAGGGUCACGGGUGUGCUGGUCUCCAGCAUGGUGCUGCUGCUCUCCCAGAAGGCCUUGUUCAAGUUCUACACCCUGUUCUCCGCCGUCCUCCUCGGCGUGACGGCGGUGCUCAUCAACUACUACGCCACCUCCCACAUAGACUUCUACAGCGCCUACUACAAAGCGGCGCUGGGCUUCCGGCUGCUUCCCAGGAACGGGCCCACGCUGUGGCUCGGCGUGGCCGCCGUGCAGCUGGUCUUCGGCGUGGGCUACGUGUUCCUGCUCAACCUCCAGUCGGUGUUCGCCGCGCUGGUGGUCCUGGACAUCAUGAUCCCCCUGUGGGGGCUGAUGAUCGAGCUGCCGGCCGACGUGCGGCAGACGGUGGCGGUGUUCUCGGGCCUGGCGCUGGCGCUCAACACGGCCGUGUGCCUGGCCGCCAGGCUCAAGUGGUUCUACUACUCGUGCCGGUACGUCUACCUGCUGGUGCGGCACAUGUACCGGAUCUACGGGCUGCAGCUGCUGCUGGAGGACACGUGGAAGAGGAUCCGGUUCCCCGACGUGCUGCGGGUGUUCUGGCUGACCCGGGUCACCGCCCAGGCGCUGAUCCUGGUCUACGUGGUGCGCGCGGUGCGGCGGGAGAGCGGAGACGCCACGGGCGGCGCCGCGGACGGGAGCGCCGACUCGCAGGACUACCUGCUGAGCUGGGACGUGUUCUGGGACCUCACCAGCAACCUGAUCAUCUCCGGCUGCGACUCCACGCUCACCGUGCUCGGCAUGAGCGCCGUCAUCUCGUCUGUGGCGCACUACCUCGGCCUCAGCAUCCUGGCCUUCAUCGGCUCGACGGAGGAGGAGGAUAAGCGUUUAGGCUUCGUGGCUCCGGUUCUGUUCUUCAUCCUGGCUCUGCAGACCGGCCUCAGCAGCCUGGACCCUGAGGAACGCCUGGUCCGCCUGAGCCGCAACAUGUGCCUCCUGCUGACGGCCAUCCUGCACUUCGUCCACGGCAUGACCGACCCGGUGCUCAUGUCCCUGAGCGCCUCCCACGUCUCCUCCUUCCGCCGCCACUUCCCCGUGCUGCUGGUGUCCGCGGCGCUCUUCGUGCUCCCCGUGGUGCUCAGCUAUGCCCUCUGGCACCACUACGCCCUCAACACCUGGCUCUUCGCCGUCACCGCCUUCUGCGUGGAGCUGUGCCUCAAGGUGGUGGUGUCGCUGACGGUCUACGGCCUCUUCAUGGUGGACGGCUUCUCCAACGUCCUGUGGGAGAAGCUGGACGACUACGUCUACUACGUGCGCUCCACGGGCAACAUCAUCGAGUUCCUGUUCGGCGUCAUCAUGUUCGGCAACGGCGCCUACACCAUGAUGUUCGAGUCGGGCAGCAAGAUCCGCGCGUGCAUGAUGUGCCUGCACGCCUACUUCAACAUCUACCUGCAGGCCAAGAACGGCUGGAAGACCUUCACCAACCGCCGCACGGCCGUCAAGAAGAUCAACUCGCUGCCAGAGAUGCGCGGCGACCAGCUGACGGACAUCGAGGACGUGUGCGCCAUCUGCUACCAGGAGUUCGCCGUGUCGGCGCGCAUCACGCCGUGCCACCACUACUUCCACGCGCUGUGCCUGCGCAAGUGGCUGUACAUCCAGGACACGUGCCCCAUGUGCCACCAGAGGGUCUACGUGGAGGACGAGAGCCGGGACCGAGCCGCCUUCUCCAACAACAACGGGGGCUACGCGGCGCCUCGGGACGCCGCCGGCGCCGCCCCGCCGGCUCCGGGGGAGGACGAGCGCGGGCAGCCGGGCGGCGAUCCGCCGGGCGACGGGGCGGUGGGCGGCGGCGUCCAGGCGGCGGCGGGAGGAGGCGGACCGGGGGAGCUCGACAACGAGCUGCUGGAGGACAACGACAGCAUCGAGUACGACGAAGACGAGUGGGGGACUCAGAACGGCAGCACGCCGGUAGAGGAAGAUUACAUCAACGACGACACGGACUCCACCGAGGACUGACGGGGAGAUAUAAAUAGAUCUUUAUUAUAUUUAAAAACACGACAGCAUCUUAAUUUCUUUCUUGAAAAAUGUCAGGGAUGUCAUGCGCUUUUUUUUUCUUUUUUCUCCCCGUUCUUGUUAGUUUCUUUUGAUUUUUACUCUUAAGAGGGCUUGAGGAAAGAGUAACUGCUGCUCUCAGAGUGUGUGUGUGUGUGUGUGUGUGCCGAGGCUGAAUGAUGUACGCCAAAAAUCCAUAUUGUUAUAUUUUACUUUGAGCAUUUUAAUAAUCAUAAAUUAUUGGAGAUCCUGAUACAAGUCUUGCUACGUGGGCACAGCCGUUGGUUUAUUAUCACACAUCACUAAGUUAAUGCAUACAUACAUAUUUAUAUACAUAUUUAUAAAUAUAUUUAUAUAUAAAUACCAUAAAUAUAGAUAUAUUUAUAUAUAAAUAUUUAUAUAUUAAUUAAUUAAUAAAUAUAUUUAUAUACAUAUAUGAAUAAACACUUUGAUUUCAUUACAUUAGCGGCCCCAAUGAGUGUGUGUGUGUGUGUGUGUGUGUGUGCCGACGUCCCCAGCUGUGUGUGGAGCGAGCGACCAAACGAGGACUCAGAGCUUCGUGUUUCUAGGAGUCUUUAAGAAAGUUUAGUUUGCUUCCGUUUUUAAAUCGUCGGCGCUCCUCGAUCCCCGACGCGGCGGGUCGAUCCCCGACUCGGCGGGUCGAUCCCCGACGCGGCGGGUCGAUCCCCGACUCGGCGGGUCGAUCCCCGACGCGGCGGGUCGAUCCCCGACGCGGCGGGUCGAUCCCCGACGCGACGCGACGAGAUUCUGCGAAGCGUCUUUUUCUGUCGAGUCCGAGAGGAGAAAAAAAAAACAACCUAACUAGAAGCAAAGUGACUCGCUGCUGUAAAUCACUGGAAUGCCUCUCGUCACUUACUACUGGUCUCUUGUGCGACCUCGCUUACAUUUGUGUACGUUAUUGUACAUGUAAUAAAAACAACGUGCACGCGUUCUCUCCAUUAGGACGAGAGGAGCUUCAUACAAUAAAUAAUAAUGAUGCAAAUCUACACAUUUUCUUUCCCUUCACGUGAAUCAGUGUUCAGUUCGGUGACGUUCUCCACAAAUGUAUUUAUUAUCCAAACAAAACACAGUAUGAAAAGUACUUGGAUUUCUUUCCAGAGGAAGAAAACAAAAGUACCAUUAUUAUUAUUUAGUGUGUCGGUUGUUCGUCACGUUUAAAAAAAAAAAAAG
Messenger RNA from Cyclopterus lumpus (lumpfish), 3737 nucleotides. RefSeq names its product ring finger protein 139 (gene rnf139). The record is from RefSeq and is a predicted model, not a curated record. Gene Ontology annotation, molecular function: ubiquitin protein ligase activity; zinc ion binding. Bases 390 to 2510 code for a protein of 706 amino acids. Gene Ontology annotation, cellular component: endoplasmic reticulum; endomembrane system. NCBI's taxonomy places the organism in Eukaryota, Metazoa, Chordata, Actinopteri, Perciformes, Cyclopteridae. Gene Ontology annotation, biological process: ERAD pathway. The transcript has 6 exons.